Molecule: messenger RNA, 1435 nt
Organism: Cinclus cinclus
Lineage: Eukaryota; Metazoa; Chordata; Aves; Passeriformes; Cinclidae
Gene: HEMK2
Product: N-6 adenine-specific DNA methyltransferase 1
Exons: 7
Coding region: 1-648 (215 amino acids)
Biological process (GO): methylation
Cellular component (GO): eRF1 methyltransferase complex
Molecular function (GO): nucleic acid binding; protein methyltransferase activity; S-adenosylmethionine-dependent methyltransferase activity
Source: RefSeq, a predicted model, not a curated record
AUGGCGCUGCCCACACCGCGGUACCAGCACCUGGGCUCGCGGGGGCCAUUUCGGGACGUGUACGAGCCGGCCGAGGACACCUUCCUGCUGCUCGAUGCGCUGGAGCGGGACGCGGGCAGGCUGCGGGAGGCUGGAGUCGAGAUCUGCCUUGAAAUAGGAUCUGGAUCUGGCGUGGUUUCAACAUUUCUGGCUUCUUCCAUCCUGGGACCCAGUGCACUGUACAUAUGCACAGAUAUCAACCCCAUGGCAGCUUACUGUACCAAGGAGACAGCUCUGCUUAAUAAUGUUCACCUGCAGCCUGUCAUUACGGACUUGGUCAAAGGAUUAUCCCCAAGAUUAAAUGGGAAGGUUGAUCUCCUGCUGUUUAAUCCACCAUAUGUGGUGACACCUUCUGAAGAGGUUAAAAGCCGUGGAAUAGAGGCAUCCUGGGCUGGGGGCAAACAGGGCAGAGAAGUAAUGGAUAGAGUUUUCCCAUUAGUACCAGACCUGCUUUCACCAGGAGGAUUAUUCUACUUGGUCACAAUUAAAGAAAAUAAUCCAGAUGAAAUUCUGGAAAUAAUGAAGAAAAGUGGCUUAAAAGGCACACAGGUACUUUCCAGGCAAGCAGGACAAGAGAUGCUGACAAUCCUCAGAUUUAGGAAGUCUUGAUAACUUCUCUUCACUUACCAGGAUCAGCGUUCUCAGCAUGGAUCACUUGGGCCAUGAUUAAGCACCAGAGUCUUCCACAUCCCUCUGACCUUCAGAGAAGAAGAAAGAGCCUGGCUCAAAUACACAGAUGUUCAGAGUUCACCACAAAAGCAUUUGGAGGGAGUUUAUAUCAGUGCACAGAUAGAAAUACCAUGGCAUUUUAUACAAUGCAAAAUGUGAAGGUAGAGUUGUUUCACUUGUUCUCACAUAACCUGUCAAAUACUUUGCUGCUGUAUUACUCAGGGUGCUGAACUUUUAAUCUCUUCCAACAUAUGAAGAUGUUCCAGCAGCAGACAGGGAGGAUUCUCCAAUUCUUCAAUCCCAAAAAGGCACAACAGUUCUGCAACUCAUUGAACACCUUCCUUGAGCUUCAGAGAAGACUUUUCAAGGAAUGAUGGAAAAAUUUAUUUUAGUAAUUGUACGUAUUUAUAUUGCCAUUGGGAUUUUUUUGAGGAGUGCAAUUUUGCAAAUAGAAAUGGAAUUUUAGUCCUUUUCACUUUUUUCCCCCCUAUUUUAUGAAAACACUAAUGUAGUUUUUGUGGUGUACACUGGAGGGUUUUCUGGGGCUCUCACUGUUUAGUCUGUGGAUAGCUUUGCAACAUACAAAGCUUAAGUAAGUUGGCUUCAACUCCCAGCUUACUUUUGACAAAAAAACCCAAAACAAGUUUAGAAAGGGUAAGAUUGAAGUGCAUUAAAGAAGAAAUUUCCGUCAUGGUUCUGUUGAGACUGACUUGCAAGACUUUUGUUU